This is a messenger RNA of Nicotiana tabacum (common tobacco), 1465 nucleotides long. RefSeq names its product CDP-diacylglycerol--glycerol-3-phosphate 3-phosphatidyltransferase 2. NCBI's taxonomy places the organism in Eukaryota, Viridiplantae, Streptophyta, Magnoliopsida, Solanales, Solanaceae. The record is from RefSeq and is a predicted model, not a curated record. Gene Ontology annotation, molecular function: CDP-diacylglycerol-glycerol-3-phosphate 3-phosphatidyltransferase activity. Gene Ontology annotation, cellular component: membrane; chloroplast envelope. Gene Ontology annotation, biological process: glycerophospholipid biosynthetic process.
AUCAGUGAAAAAGCAGAGAUAUCCCCUCUUUAACUGUCCCCACUCCAUUCUUCAAUUCGAAGAAACAAAGUACUUUGAUGUUUGUUUAGUUGUUACGACUCCCCAACUUUACUAACCUUAAGCAGCUGUCGCCUAUUAGUAGUAGUAUUACUACAACAUGCCCGGUGGUCUUAAACUCAACGUUGUGACCUCUAUUUAUUCUCACAAGACCUACAAUUUCUUCCGCUCUUUUACCUCCGUCACCGGCACCUCUAACUCCGCCACCGCCGCCGCCGCCGUAAGUGUGCCCACUUAUACGCGCCGCUGUUGGUGGGGUUCUUCAAUUUCAAUUCCGGCGUCCGGUGAUUUUCGUCACCGUCAGAAAUUGUUAGGUUUUUUGGAUAAGGGAUAUGCUAAUUUUCCAUUGAGAAGUAUUUCUACUACUCAGAUGGGCCCCGCACCUGAUCACAAGGAGGAUGAUCUCCGCCGUGAAAAAGCAUCUCCACCACCGCCGCCAUCGAAGUCUGAGAAGUUACUGACAUUGCCCACGAUUUUAACAAUUGGCCGCGUGGCUGCUGUUCCGCUUCUUGUAAGCACAUUCUAUGUUGAUAGCUGGUGGGGCCCAACUGCUACAACGGCUAUAUUUAUUGCAGCAGCAAUAACUGACUGGCUUGAUGGAUACCUUGCUCGCAAGAUGAACUUAGGAACUGCCUUUGGUGCAUUUUUAGAUCCAGUCGCUGACAAGCUAAUGGUUGCUGCCACCUUGGUCUUGCUGUGCACCAGACCGUUGGAGUCCAGUGUGUUUGGACAGUUGCCAUGGCUAUUAACUGUCCCUUCAAUUGCGAUAAUAGGCAGGGAGAUUACUAUGUCUGCAGUUCGAGAAUGGGCAGCUUCUCAGGGUGGUAAACUUUCAGAGGUUCAAGACCCACCUUCCAUGGCUGUAGCUGUGAAUAACCUGGGGAAGUGGAAAACAGCAACUCAGAUGACUGCAUUGACCAUCCUCCUGCUAGCCAGAGAUAUCAGUUUAUCUGGGGUUGGAACUCUUGUGGGUUCUGGUGUGAUCUUGCUAUAUAUAUCAGCAUGGCUCGCUGUAUGGUCUCUGGUCGUGUAUAUGAGAAAAAUAUGGAAAGUAUUGUUAAUGUAGCAAUUUUGGCUUAUGCUUCUUGCUGUUGACCACUAAGCGAUACAUACUGAUGAUGCGUGCAAGGAGAAGCUGUCUUCCUGAGGACGGUGGAAGAAAUUACUGACUCAAUUCUAAUGUCCCAAAAUAUAUUUGGUUUAGACAUAGACAGAAAGAUAAAUGACGAUGCAGGAUGUCAUCACUAUUCGGUUUUCCUCUACAUUCUUUAACAGAGAGACAAUGAAGUCUCUCAACAGCAGCGUGUAAUCUGGAUUCUAACUGGAAAAUAUACUUCUAUGCAAUAAUGCACUUACUAUUGUAUUUUUUCUUAUGAAAAAAAGUGAAACUAAUACCUUUAUGAUAUAA